Exaiptasia diaphana is the source of this 3488-nucleotide messenger RNA. RefSeq names its product clathrin interactor 1. Lineage: Eukaryota; Metazoa; Cnidaria; Anthozoa; Actiniaria; Aiptasiidae. Gene Ontology annotation, cellular component: clathrin vesicle coat; plasma membrane; endosome. The coding region runs from base 123 to 2099 and encodes 658 amino acids. Gene Ontology annotation, molecular function: clathrin binding; phospholipid binding. The transcript is spliced from 9 exons. Gene Ontology annotation, biological process: endocytosis. The record is from RefSeq and is a predicted model, not a curated record.
UUCGUUUCCUGACGGUCGCCAUUUUGAUGUAGUUCAGACAUUGUACAAUCUUCUUCCAUCUUAGCCGUUCUUCUACUUUUAUAUUUACAAAACUUGGAUAAAACACACAGAAAGGACCAAAGAUGUGGAAAAUACGAGAAUUGAGCGAUAAGAUGACAAAUGUAGUCAUGAACUACUCGGAGGUUGAAUCUAAGGUACGAGAAGCUACUAAUGAUGAUUCGUGGGGCCCGCAUGGAAGCUUAAUGCAAGAAAUUGCAAGGUAUACCUACACUUACGAGCAUUUUCCCGAAGUUAUGUCAAUGUUGUGGAAGCGUAUGCUGCAAGAACAGAAAAAGAACUGGAGACGAUCUUACAAGGGCUUACUACUGCUUGGAUAUUUGCUAAAAAAUGGUUCCGAGCGAGUAGUGACAAGUGCGAGGGACCAUAUUUACGACAUGAGACAGCUAGAAAAUUUCCAAUACAUCGAUGAAAAUGGCAAAGAUCAAGGCAUUAAUGUUCGCCACAAAGUUAAAGAACUUAUCGACCUUAUUCAAGACGACGAACGAAUGCGAGCAGAGAGAAAAAAGGCAAAGAAAACUAGAGAUAAAUACACUGGCCUGUCCUCGGAUAAAGUCCGAGAUUCCCACUAUUCUGAUAGAUAUGACCCUGAACCCCGACAACAAGACUCAUUUGAUGAAUUCAACAGUAAAACUACUAGGAAAAGCAAGUAUAGGGAAUGGAAAGAAAGAGCAGGCUCUUUUGGCAAAGAAUAUAAAGACAGUGAAGAUGAAGAAGCAGAGGAAGCAUCUGAAGAAAAACAAAAAGAUGAACCUAAUGGCAAUGUUGUCAAUGCUUCAAAAAGUAUAUUCAAAUCCUCUGGACCUGGUACAAGAAAACUAGACCUUGGUGCUGCAGCACACUACACUGGUAUAGCCACAGAGAGCUCAGCUAUUCCAGACAAACCAUUGAUAAAUAAUACAACUUCUAACACACAAAACUCUGGGUCUAAAGAGUUUUUUGACUUUUUUGCUGAAACAUCACCCAAGACAACUCAAUCUGCUUCACCAACAAGAACCAAUGAUGCCCCAGCUGUAGACUUGUUUGGUGAUUUCCAGUCACCAGUACCAGCUGGUGCUAAUGAUAGUGGAUUUGCUGAUUUUAGUAAUAUUUCCAGUUCUCCUGGGUUUGGAGAUUUUGCAUCCUUCCAGCCAACCGUAGCAGCACAAACACAGAAUAGUGUGUCUGAUGAUGAUUUCUUUUCUGACUUCAAAUCAAGUGAGCCACAGCAACAGUCUAUUGCAGCCAGUAUACCUCAGAGCAAUUUCUCAACUCAGCCAAUAGCACCAUCUAUAUCAGCACCAUCGACAGAACUUAUGGGACUGUCACUCAACUCCACAUCAAUGGCAACUUCAUCCACAAUGUCCUUUCAAUCUACUGUGGGAACACAAAGCACUAUGGGAAUGACAUCUGCUAUGCCAACAGCAAUGCCUACUACUUCUAUGCCGAUGAUGGCUCCAAUGGGACUUCAGGGUAACACUGGUAUGAUGCAACCUAUGAUGCAAUCUAGUAUGCAACCAGGAAUGCAACAACCUGGCAUGCAACUUGGAAUGCAACAAAUUGGAUUGCAACAGACGUCAAUGCAGCAACAGCCUGUUGGUGGAAUAAACAUGGGUUCGACAAUGCCAGCAUCAAAUGCUGCAGYAUUCAACAAACAAGAGUCUCAGAAACAAGGCAACAAGCCCACAAUGUGGUCCAAUAGUCAAGUAGACAUCAGCCUGGAUAGCUUAAUUCCUACUUUGAACCGUGACAAACCGCAACAACCCAGUAUGAAUCAAUUAUUACAACAGAAACCCACCACUACACCAUACAACUCACCUCAACAGCCCAACUAUAACUUGGGAUCAAUGGGUCAAAUGAACUACAUGAAUCAGCCUAGUAGUAUGGUGUCAAAUCAAGGCCGUAUGAGCCCUAAUAUGAUGGGUGGUAUUAGAACUGUUCCUAUGGGGACCAAUACUGGUAUAUAUGGUGCCCAGCCAAUGGGUAUGAUGGGAGCAAGACCGAUGGCGUCAUCGCAAGGAUUCUCUAGUAAYUCCUUUACUUCAUAUAAAGGAAUCAGUUAAGAUUUUUUUUAUACAAAUAUUAUUUUAAAUUGUGAAUAGUUUGGAAUGCUAAAGGUGACUAGCACUAAAUGCUCACUCGGCCUGUCACAUGACCACAUCUCCCUAAAGURGAUACAUGGUAGUAAAUACCAGUGGUUUACCAGUCUCUAGACACUGAGAACUGGGUUAAAAAKAUACUCCUAGRUGUAGCUUGUUUUAUCUGCUUUGAAGCUUUUAGAUAUGACCUGCAAUGCUACAUGAGUGCUGGGUUUUUUAUCUACUGUGUAUUCAUAGAAAUCAUGGAUAACUACUGGAAGAAUUCACACAAAAAGUGAAUUCAUAGGACGGACAUUUUUCUUUGUUUUAUACUCAUUGAUUAUUCAUAAAUUUCUGAAGAUUUAUAAAGUUUUCUCCUCAAUAUUUGUAAAACAUUUUGGUGGCACAUACAUGUACUUGCACACUCAUAGUUAUAUUGUUAGAAGGGGUUUAUUUUGUGGAGAAGAAGUCAUGUGACAAGUUGGUGUGGACAGUUAAAUUCAAGCUCUGGACGAUUUUAAUAACAUUGGGAUGGUUUUCAUAAACCUGUCAUAUUCUUAACCUUGAAUUUUGUACUGUUGAUGCAUUUGAUUAAAUUAUCAAAGUAUGAUGGCCAUUUUAUAGAAAAUGYAGUUUUUAAUUUUACAGGAUUGAUUCAUGCUACUCCUUGUAAGCCAUGGAAAGCCCUGCAAUGAAAACCUUUCUUUAUAUUAUAGGAUAAAGCUACUUGAAAAUUGUGAAAAAUGCUAAAAUUCCUGGAAUUUGAUGCAAUCUACAAUAUUGUUUUAACGUUGUGAUUGAAAGUGAUGAGAGCAUUAUAAAAAUCGCGCAAGACAAAAACAUUCCUUGAAAAUCAAUUAUUUGUGCUUAGAAUGUACCUGGAAAGUCCUGGAAAUUUUGUGUUGAACACAUAGCAUGAAUCAUUGWUUUACUAGUAUUGCCUUCUUUGUUUUGGUGUUUAGAUUUUUCCAUUCACAAAUCAUGUGUUCCUGUCUCACUUUUUUAAGAAAAACUUUAGUUAUUUUGUGUAAUUAAUCAAUGACCAAGUGAAGGUAGCAUCAGUCAAGUGGGAAUUGACAUUUUUUCAAAGCCUCCAUACAACAGUUGACAAAUCUUUUUAAUUAUUAUUAUUAUUAUCAUUAUUAUUAUUUGUAAUUUAAUCAAAUAUUCCAUUUUUUUCCUUGAGCCACUUUUAUUAGAACCAUUAGAGUGUAAAUGCUAAAACCAUGUAAAAAUCCCAAAUUGUGCUAAUUUCACUAAGUAGGGUGAAGUAAAAAAAGAUAGAUAUUGCACUAAUUAACACACCUUAGUAUGCUCUUAUUGUAUUGUUUUUUCUUGUGUUUAUGCCUAAUUGAAAUAAAUAUUGGAAGGUGA